This is a messenger RNA of Brassica oleracea var. oleracea, 3284 nucleotides long. Its product is annotated as probable LRR receptor-like serine/threonine-protein kinase At3g47570. The transcript is spliced from 2 exons. Bases 36 to 3059 code for a protein of 1007 amino acids. The record is from RefSeq and is a predicted model, not a curated record. NCBI's taxonomy places the organism in Eukaryota, Viridiplantae, Streptophyta, Magnoliopsida, Brassicales, Brassicaceae. Gene Ontology annotation, biological process: protein phosphorylation. Gene Ontology annotation, molecular function: ATP binding; protein binding; protein kinase activity.
UUUGCUCAUCUCUUUGUACUCAUUUCCUCCAAAAUAUGAGAAACAUGAAACUCUUUCUUUUCCUUUCUUUCAAUGCUCUCAUGUUACUUGAAGCAUUCGGGAAUAGCCAUGAAACUGAUAAGCAAGCAUUACUCAAGUUCAAGUAUCAAGUUUCUGAGGAGAAAAAAGUUUUGUUGUCUUCAUGGAACAACUCCUCCCCUCUCUGCAAAUGGACGGGGGUUACAUGCGGCCGCAAAAACGAGAGAGUUACUGGUUUGGAACUUGGAGGAUUCCAAUUGGGUCGAGUGAUAUCGCCCUCUAUUGGUAAUCUAUCGUUUCUCAUAUCAAUUAAUUUCACUUAUAACUCUUUUGGUGGAACCAUCCCUCAAGAGCUGGGAAACUUGUUUAGACUUCAGUACUUGGAUAUGAGUUUCAAUUUUCUGGGAGGAGGGAUUCCAGCUAGUCUCUUCAACUGUUCUAGAUUGUUGAACCUUGCUUUAUUUUCGAAUCAUCUUGGACAAGGUCUUCCUUCAGAACUAGGAUCAUUGAGUAAGCUUGUUACAUUAGAACUUGGUCAAAACCACCUGAAAAGAAAACUCCCUGUAUCUCUAGGAAACUUAACAUCACUCAGAAAAAUUUCCCUUACAGAUAAUAAUCUGGAAGGAGAAAUUCCUGAUACCAUCGCUAGGUUGACUCAAAUGGUGUUUUUUGUAUUACACAACAACCAUUUCUCUGGUGUUUUUCCUCCUGCAAUUUACAACUUGUCCUCACUUCAGUCUUUGGGCAUGUAUGGUAAUGAUUUUUCCGGGAACUUGAGGCCUGAUUUUGGUAACUUGCUACCAAACCUUCGAGAAUUUUCUAUCGGAAGUAAUUCUUUCACAGGAGCCAUUCCCUUAACACUAGCAAAUAUUUCAACUCUUCAGUAUUUGGUCAUGGAGUUUAAUAGUCUGACAGGAAGAAUUCCCUCGUACUUUGCAAAACUACAAUAUUUGCAAACGCUAUCCCUUAGUGACAAUUCUUUGGGAGGUUUUUCAGCGGGAGAUCUUGAAUUUCUUAUUACUUUGACCAACUGUACCGGACUGCAAAUCUUAGAUGUGUCAUUCAAUAAGCUUGGAGGGGACUUGCCUGUCUCCAUCGCCAAUCUGUCAAUGAACCUCACCAUGUUAUCUCUUCGAGAUAAUUUCAUAUCUGGAAGCAUUCCGCACGGCAUCGGGAAUCUCAUAGGCCUACAAGCAUUAGUGUUGUCCGGAAAUCUAUUGACAGGACCAAUCCCAGCCUCUUUAGGGAAACUUUCAGGAUUGAUGGGAUUAAGUGUCCAUACAAAUAGAAUGUCAGGAGAGAUACCGUAUUCUUUAGGCAACAUCACUCGGUUAGAAAGACUCUAUUUGUACAACAAUGGUUUUGAAGGAAUCAUUCCUCCAAGUCUUGGUAAAUGUAGCUAUUUGCUAAAUUUACAUAUCGAGAAUAAUAAGUUGAAUGGUAUUAUACCUCACGAGAUUAUGAAAAUUUCAACCCUUGUUUCCCUACGCAUGUCAAAUAAUUUAUUGACGGGUUCUCUACCAGAAGAUGUUGGACAACUUGAAAAUCUUGGUAAUUUAUCUGUUGCUCAUAAUAAGCUAUCAGGGAAACUCCCAAAGACUUUAGGAAAGUGUCUCUCGAUGGAAAAACUUGAUCUUCAAGGAAAUUCUUUUGAUGGAAUCAUUCCAGAUAUAAGUGGGUUGGCGAGUAUUAAGGAGGCUGAUUUCUCAAGCAACAAUCUCUCCGGAAGAAUCCCUGAAUAUCUUGUAAACUUUAGCUUGUUGGAGUAUCUCAAUCUAUCCUUCAACAACUUCGAGGGAAAUGUGCCUAUGUAUGGGAAGUUCAAAACUGCUACUAUAGUUUCUGUUUUUGGAAACAAAAAUCUUUGUGGAGGCAUCUUGGAACUGCGACUAAAGCCAUGUUUUACGCAACCACCAGGAAAUUCAAGAAAGAAAGUUGUGAUUGGGGUAAGCAUAGGCAUAUCUUUUCUUUUGCUUUUGUUCGUAUCUUUAGUUUCUCUUUGUUGGCUUAAAAACAGAAAGAAGAAAAAUACCAAUGAAGCAACUCCUGCCACCUUGGGAGUUUUUCAUGAAAUGAUAAGUUAUGGAGAUCUUCGAAAUGCAUCAGAUGGCUUCUCUUCGAGUAAUUUGAUCGGGUCAGGCAGCUUUGGUACCGUGUUUAAAGCUUUUCUCCCUGCUGAGAACAAGGUUGUUGCUGUGAAAGUUCUAAACAUGCAGAGACAAGGAGCAAUGAAGAGCUUUAUGGCAGAAUGUGAAUCUUUGAAAGACAUUAGACAUCGUAAUCUUGUGAAACUGUUGACAGCUUGUUCGACUAUUGAUUUCCAAGGAAAUGAAUUCAGAGCUCUAAUCUAUGAGUACAUGCCAAAUGGAAGCUUGGAUAUGUGGCUGCACCCAAAGGAAACGGAAGAGAUUUCUAGGCCCUCAAGAACAUUGACACUUUUGGAAAGGAUUAACAUAGCGAUAGACGUGGCUUCUGUUUUGGAGUAUCUUCACGUAAGUUGCCAUGAAGCUAUUGCUCAUUGCGAUCUUAAACCAAGCAACGUUCUUCUAGACGAUGAUCUAACCGCCCAUGUUAGCGACUUUGGUCUUGCUCGGAUCCUCCUCAAAUUCGACCAGGAAACCUUCAUUAACCAACUUAGCUCGGCUGGAGUCAGAGGAAGCAUCGGCUAUGCGGCACCAGAAUAUGCAAUGGGAGGAGAAAUAUCAGUACAUGGUGAUGCAUAUAGCUUUGGGAUUCUCAUUUUUGAAAUGUUCAGUGGAAAAAGACCAACUGAUGAGAUGUUCGGAGGAGACUUUACCCUCUAUAGCUGCAUCAAGUCUGCAUUGCCAGAGCAAGUUUUGGAUGUGGCAGACGAGUUGUUUCUUCACAACGGCCUUAGAGUUGGCUUCCCUGCUGCUGACUGUUUGACAAAGGUUUUAGAAGUGGGACUUGGGUGUUCUGAAGAGUCUCCAGCAAACCGGUUGGGAAUGAGUGAGGUUGUAAAAGAAUUGAUCUCAAUCAAGGAGAGGUUCUUCGAAGCCAGAAGAGGAGCUAGACAUUGAAGUGUCUGUCCCGUAUGCUUGCUCCUCUACAAAACUCGAAGACUUGUUGAUGUAUAAUAUUUCUUUAUAGUAUGCGUUGAAUGUUGGGAACAUAAUGCUACGUGAUUAGCAGAUAAAAUAUGAAUGUUGUGUUUGCAAUUUGAAAUUUGUAAUUUUGGAAUAUAUGUUGGUAAAACAUUUGCUUUAGCAAUUUGAUAUCUAAUACAUGAUUACUAGUUUAUAAUU